Molecule: messenger RNA, 1428 nt
Organism: Salvelinus namaycush (lake trout)
Lineage: Eukaryota; Metazoa; Chordata; Actinopteri; Salmoniformes; Salmonidae
Exons: 7
Coding region: 1-1428 (475 amino acids)
Source: RefSeq, a predicted model, not a curated record
AUGACGACCAAGAUCCAAGAUGAUAACCAGGAUGCCAAGAUGAUGACCAAGAUCCAAGAUGAUAAAGACGACGGCCAAGGUGCCAAGAUGACGACCAAGAUGACGACCAAGAUCCAAGAUGAUGACCAUGAUGCCAAGAUGACGAGCAAGAUCCAAGAUGACGACCAGGAUGCCAAGGUGACGACCAGGAUGCCAAGGUCACAGCCAGGCAACCACCAGCACCUCUAUCCGCACCACAUCUCUGACCAGUCCAUCACGCCUGUCAACGACACCAAACACUUCAUGGUGGGGGCCUACAAGGAACAUCGUGUGAAGGGAAGCUCCGUACGCAUCAUCAGUAUCUUCAGACGAGACUCAGUCCAGCCUCUGUACUGUGUGUUCUACUGUGGGACUCACUGGGCUAAUGGAAUGAAGGCUGAAGUCCAGAUGCACUCGGAUCACUUUGGUUUCCGCUUCGUGACGACCGACGUCCUUUGUCCGAAUCUUCCCGACUGCAACCCGUCACAUGUGACCCUCGCCACACAAGCUGACGCCAAGCUCGCUCAGAAGCAAACCUUCCUCCGCAUCCAGAACCUUGUGAAAAGGGAGGAAGAGGAGUUUCAGUUCAACUUCACUGUCUGUUGGUCCAAUUUAUUUGGCGAUUAUAACAACGUGCUUCAGGUCACCCAGACUCUGGAGAUGUACAAGUUGUUGGGAGUGCAGCAUGUUGUGGUGUAUAACACCAGCUGUGGAUCAGAGCUGGAUAGACUGCUACAGAUUUACACACACGACGGCUUUGUGGAGGUGGUGCCCUGGCCUAUCGACAAAUACAUGAACCCGUCCCGCGGGUGGCAGCCCAGUGAACAUGGAGGGGACAUCCACUACUAUGGCCAGUUGACCACUCUGAAUGACUGUGUCUACAGACACAUGUAUCAGUCACGCUAUGUACUGCUGAACGACAUAGAUGAGAUUAUAGCUCCGUACCAGCAUCAAACCCUGCCCCAGAUGAUGGAUGUACUUCAGAGGCAAAACCAAAAGGCCGAAGUGUUCCUCAUAGAGAACCACAUCUUCCCUAAGUCCCAGUUUGAGCCUAGUGGAAGGUUUAAACGGCCCCGCUGGCAGGAUGUUCCAGGGAUCAACAUCAUGGAGCACAUCUACAGAGAGGAGCCAGACUAUCGCAUCUCCCACCCCUCCAAGAUGAUAGUACGGCCCAGGGCAGUGGAGCAGACGUCGGUCCACUCUGUGCUGCGUAACUUUGGGCAGACGGUGAAGGUUCUUCCUAACAUGUGUCGUAUCAUCCAUGUCAGAGUUCCCCUACGACGAGGACUGACCAAGGAGGAGCUGCAUGAAGACAAGAGAGUCUGGGACUACGAGAGACAACUGGUGCCUAAUGUAGAUAAAGCACUGGAGCAAGCAGGACUACUAAUCGAAGGAAGGAGGAAGGAGUAG